Rhipicephalus microplus (southern cattle tick) is the source of this 2243-nucleotide messenger RNA. Its product is annotated as ADP,ATP carrier protein. The record is from RefSeq and is a predicted model, not a curated record. Lineage: Eukaryota; Metazoa; Arthropoda; Arachnida; Ixodida; Ixodidae. Gene Ontology annotation, molecular function: ATP:ADP antiporter activity. Gene Ontology annotation, biological process: negative regulation of mitochondrial outer membrane permeabilization involved in apoptotic signaling pathway; mitochondrial ADP transmembrane transport; mitochondrial ATP transmembrane transport. Gene Ontology annotation, cellular component: mitochondrial inner membrane.
AAGGGAACCGUGGUUAUAAGAGGCUCGUCUCCUGGACGGGGUUCCCUUUGCGACGGCUUAGGGGCUUGUGGAGCGGGCGAGACUGGCAAGGACACACUCAUCUCCAUUACCACCGAGCAGCAACAAGAAUGGCUGACAAGAAGGACACGCAAGUGAUCUCCUUCCUGAAGGACUUCAUCGCUGGAGGCGUGGCGGCGGCUAUCUCUAAGACAAGCGUGGCGCCCAUCGAACGAGUCAAGCUGUUGCUUCAGGUGCAGCACGUCUCGAAACAGCUCACCCCGGACAAACAGUACAAAGGAAUGAUCGACUGCUUCGUUCGAAUCCCCAAGGAACAGGGUUUCCUGAGUUUCUGGCGUGGCAACCUUGCCAACGUGAUCAGAUACUUCCCCACCCAGGCGUUGAACUUCGCCUUCAAGGACAAGUACAAGCAGAUCUUCCUCGGAGGUGUCGACAAAAGGACACAGUUCUGGCGCUACUUCGCCGGCAACCUGGCCUCUGGAGGCGCAGCCGGAGCCACCUCCUUGUGCUUCGUCUACCCGCUGGACUUCGCCCGAACCAGGCUUGCCGCCGACACUGGUAAGGGUGCGGGACAGCGGGAGUUCACUGGCCUGGGCAACUGCCUUACGAAGAUCUUCAAAACGGACGGCCUCGUUGGACUGUAUCGAGGGUUCGGCGUCUCUGUCCAGGGCAUCAUCAUCUACCGGGCAGCCUACUUCGGCUUCUUCGACACGGCCAAAGGCAUGCUCCCGGACCCCAAGAACACGCCCAUCGUCAUCUCGUGGAUGAUCGCCCAGACAGUCACCACUGUGGCGGGCAUCAUCUCCUACCCAUUCGACACCGUCCGGAGGCGUAUGAUGAUGCAGAGCGGUCGCGCCGUGGAGGAGCGCCAGUACAAGAACACCAUUCACUGCUGGGGCAAGAUCUACAAGACGGAAGGCGGCGCCGCUUUCUUCAAGGGAGCAUUCUCGAACGUCCUCCGAGGCACCGGAGGCGCGCUUGUGCUCGUCCUCUACGAUGAGAUAAAGUCGUUCAUUUUCUAAGAUGAAGCAUUAGAGCAUAGUUUAACUAAUAGGUAUGUGUACUCAAUGACGAUUGUUCGAGGCGUUUUCUAGACCAGUCGCACAGGUGGUUCCUAGAAUCAAAAACAGAAGCAGUGGCAGAUUAACGCAUCCCUCGUCUUGUCAACAAAAAGUGCUUAGGUUAACGAGUCGGCAUUGUAGUUUUAACCAUUUGGACCUUUUCCAUUAAUCAACGGCACUAUGUAUAAUAUCUGCACGGGUGUAUGAGGUUUAGGGAAUCAUAUUUAUUACUUGCAUCAGACUUAGCAGAGGCGAAAACCUGAACUGAUCCUUUGAUUUUGGAUAUUAGUGCCAAAACUUCAGCCUGGUGCGUUGUGCUCAGCAGAUGCGCGUGGCCGACCCCGUAUUCUCUUGGGCGGCAGCGUGACCAUAUCGCAUUUCCACCCGCCCCGCUUUGUUUCCGUUCAGGUAGGCCAGACGUUUUGCUGUAGGGAGCGCGGACGUCUUGCGUCAACGCCGCAAGGGCUGGUAAAGAGAUCUUUUCUAUUUUCGUAGUUUCGUUCAGUCGCGCCACCAGCCGCAUUUAAAUUUACGCUCUCACGUGCCGAAGGGUCGCAGCGUUUCCUGACGAUGAACAGACCUGAACACUUAUAGUGACACCUACACUUCCCCCUCGUAUACUCACUAUGUCCAGCGGCUUACGUAGAACGCGAGAUCAGUGAUAAAUGAUGAUCCUCAACCAGACAAUAGGUCUCGAGGACGGGCUCAAGUACAAGUUGUGUAGAGCCACUGCGUAACGUAGCUAUAUUUACUUACAGUGCGAGCUUCCGGCCGUGCACGUCCUGUAGAGGCCAAGGCGGCUGUUUGCCGGAGAAUGGUGAAAAAGUAGUAGAGGUGCUGGUUACGAGGACACGCUGUGGCCCCUUCGAUGACUCAAAAUUUUCGCAUGUUGGCAACGCCGGCAUGCACGCAGGCUCUCACAGCUCGUCGCAUUACCUGUGGUUUUAUAGUACGGGAUCCGGCUUACGGGCCCAGCCAGUUAGUGAACAGAUCACACGGGUGUGUCUACGUAGAGAGAAGCUUAGUGACAAGAACAAUGCAAGUCCUUUCAAGCUCGAGUCGCCACACUGACAAUUGAUGCAAUAAAAGAAAAUUGAUGCAAAAUAAAACAAAAGAAUUGAUGCAAAAAUGAAAUAAAAGAACGUUGUUUUCGAUUGUAAAAAA